AUGAACAACACCAACACCAACACGACCAUCAACAUGAUCAAAUCCCCACUCACAGUCCACAUCCCGCCAACAGACGUCGCAUCCUUUGUUUUCGCCUCCGGAACGCCCGAAUCCCGCGCAGCGCUGCAGUACUUUGACGCCGCGGCGCCCUCGUCGAAAUGCUACAGUCUCGCAGAGGCCAAGGUAUUCACCAAGCAGAUUGCGAAGGGCCUCCAGGAUAGAGCGGGCCUUGAACCGGAUGACAAGGUACUGCUCUUUUCGGGCAAUUGUUUGUUUUGCCCGGUCCUGCUGUGGGGUGUACUUGCUGGGGGGUUUGUGUUUACGGCCGCGGCGCCGGUAGCGAGUGUUUCUGAACUGGAAUAUCAGCUGCGCGACUCCGGCGCAAAACUGGUUCUGGCUGGAGAGGCACAAGUCCUCGUGGCACUGGAGGCCGCAGCGCGAGUUGGACUGAACAGAGACAAGGUAUAUCUAUUCCAGGAUCCUACGGAUGAGACUGGUACAGUGCUCCCAGCUACCAGCCUUCAACCGUGGACAGACCUAUGGGCACCAGCCGCAGAAGUACAGAACUGGUCAUGGAGGCAAAUCACAACCCUGGAUGAGGCCAUGCGGACGACGGCGAUAAUUAAUUACUCUAGCGGCACGACGGGACUACCGAAAGGAGUCGAGAUAUCCCAUUACAAUGCCGUUGCCAAUUCCAUGCAGCUUCUGGCCAAGCGUAACCAGGUCGCUGAUACCCCAAAGGGACGCGCCCGGAGGGCGAGGAUGCAGAUGUCAGGAGAUAGGUGGCUGGCGCCUCUUCCCAUGUAUCAUGCCUAUGGCCAAACAUACUACUGCAUGAACGCCGCGCGCCUCGGCGCAAAAGUCUUUAUCAUGAAGUCCUUUGACAUCCAAAAGUACCUCCUCUACAUGGACAUCUACCGCAUCAAUUUCAUGGUCUCCGUCCCAGCCAUAAUGGCCACCCUAGCCAAGCAACCUAAUGCAAAACGCUACAACCUCUACGCCGUGGAAACAGUAACUAGCGGUUCCGCCCCAUUAAGCCCUGACCUCGGCCGCGCAAUCGAGCAACUCUACCUCCGCCCCAGCGUUUCCGUCAAACAGGGCUGGGGGAUGACGGAGACAACAUGUUCAAUUACCGGCUUUUCGCCAGACGACGAGGAUGACGGGCGGUCGAUUGGGUGGCUGAAUCCAAACUGCGCUGCGAAGAUUGAGCCGCUUAAUGACCGCGAUUUCCAGGGCGCGAGCAGUGCUCCGCCUGGGACGACUGUAGGUGAGAUUUGGGUUGCCGGGCCGAAUAUCAUGAAGGGGUACUUUAAGAAACCGGCUGCUACGGCCGAGGCGAUUGUUGAAAAGGACGGGCUGCGGUGGCUGAGGACGGGGGAUAUUGGGUAUAUUGAUGGACGCGGGUGUCUUUAUAUUGUUGGUCGGCUUAAGGAACUCAUCAAAGUCAAAGGCCUUCAAGUCGCCCCCGCCGAAAUCGAACAAUACCUCCUGACACACCCCGACGUCACAGAUGCAGCUGUCGUCGGCGCGCAAAUAAAUGGCGUCGAGUACCCACGCGCCUUCGUCGUCCGCAGAGAAGGCGGACGCGUCACGGACACGGAGUUAGUGGAAAUGGUCAAGGAGCGGUUUGCGCCGCAUAAGUGGCUUACUGGCGGCGUGUAUUUUAUAGAGAAGAUUCCGCGGACUGGAAGUGGGAAGGUGGUUAGGAGGAUGUUGGUGGGUUUAGUGGGUGGUGAGCUUGGGUCUCGGGCGAAGUUGUGA
Molecule: messenger RNA, 1761 nt
Organism: Aspergillus calidoustus
Lineage: Eukaryota; Fungi; Ascomycota; Eurotiomycetes; Eurotiales; Aspergillaceae
Source: the annotation of a GenBank genome assembly